UCCUCCUGUCCGUUUCCCAGGGCAACCACUGACAGAAAUCGCCCCGCCUUCAUUUUCAUGUGUUCCCCCUAUUAUCAGUCGGUGUGGGGAUUGGUUACCAAAGACGUCGGUCCAUGUGCCUCUCCAUCCACGGCGGCGUCUCAGAAAACAAGAAGGGUCAUGCGUUAGGGGUGUGGAGAUCGAUAACGCCCCGGAGCGAUAGCAGAACAAGGGGACAUGCUCCCUUUACUGGACUAAAAUCUGUCAGCUGCACUAACAUGGUGCAGAAUAUAUAAGUGCUCUUGUAAAUAUCAGAGAAAACAUCCUUCCAAAGACUUCUGCAAACCAACCGCUCUGCUGCUGAAGUCCUAACAUGGAUCACCACACAGACAGCCCUUAUGUGAGGAUCAGUGAGGAGAAAGUCAUUCCAAAGUCGGACAUUCUGUCACUUCUCAGGACCUACAACUGCUACCAUGAGGGCAAGAGCUUCCAGCUGCGCUGGAGAGAGGAAGAGCACCAGCUGAUUGUGGAGGGUCUACUCAAUAUCUGUUGGGGUCUAAAGCGUCCUAUCAGGCUACAGAUGUAUGAUGACAACCAGCGAUUCCACUACAACCACUCUACAAUAUGGCCAUCUCACCUCUCAAAUAGGAAUGAACAUCUGCAGCUCUGCUCCACUACCAUACCCUCUCUGGAGUCCAACAACAACAUCCCUGACCCCACCACAUCAGAGCUUACCUCUUUAGAUGGGGCGGCUCCAGAGGAAGAGGAGAUCCCUCAGCUCCUUAGGACGCAGAGUGACGCCAGCUUCAUGUCCAUCCAGCGGCGAACACAGCUACGCAGCGCCGGUGACCUGCAACGCAUACGCAGACACCGCUUCUCCAUCAACGGACACUUCUACAAUCACAAGACCUCGGUGUUCACGCCAGCCUAUGGCUCCAUCACCAACGUACGCAUCAAUAGCACCAUGACAACACAGCAGGUGCUUAAUCUACUUCUCAACAAAUUCCGCGUGGAGAACAAGGCAGAGGAAUUCGCUCUGUAUGUGGUGCACGAGUCAGGUGAGAGGACAAAGUUAAAGGACUCAGAGUUUCCUCUGGUGUUUCGAGUACUCCACGGCCCUUGUGAGAAAAUCGCCAAGAUAUUCAUCAUGGAAACAGAUCUGGGAGAGGAAGUAACGUAUGAUGUGGCUCAGUAUAUCAACUUUGAGCUGCCACUCCUAGACAGCUUUGUCAAAAAACUUAAGGAAGAAGAGGAGAGGGAAAUCUCAAAACUCACUAAGAAAUACAGCGCUCUGAAGGCCACGAUCCAGAGACAACUUGAAGAUGCUGUUGAGACAGCAGACAACAUGUGACACAGAACACACACACUGUCAAGUGUGUGUGUGAAAGUAUGAAGAAUAUUUACCAGGAGAUGAGAGAGAAAGAAAGAAAAAUGAAAGAAAGAAAGGUCAAAGCCAAGCUCACUAUAAGAAACUCAGGACUAACUAAUACACACACACACACACAAAAACACAGAGACUUAAACAUAUCAUUCACAUAUGUACUGCUGAUGUGAACAGAUACAUAUCAUGUAAGCUAGCAAUUUCAGUCUAGAAGCUCCAGCUUAGUACCACCCAUUUAUAAAGAAUGUUACAUAAAUUCCACUUUUUCAGUCCUUUCUAAAUGGUCCUUUCUAAAUUUCUUGAAAUAAAUAUAUUGAUUUAUUACA
This is a messenger RNA of Alosa alosa (allis shad), 1686 nucleotides long. RefSeq names its product Ras association domain family member 4a (gene rassf4a). The transcript is spliced from 11 exons. Bases 353 to 1330 code for a protein of 325 amino acids. The record is from RefSeq and is a predicted model, not a curated record. NCBI's taxonomy places the organism in Eukaryota, Metazoa, Chordata, Actinopteri, Clupeiformes, Clupeidae. Gene Ontology annotation, biological process: signal transduction.